AUGUUGUUCCCGCACCCAAAAGCACGGAAGACGCCGCCGGAUUUGAGGCCCGAGUUUUCGACCCUUAUGGACCUCGUCACGGCGGCGGACGCGGAAGGGAAGGACGCCGGCGAUGCCUUGGAGCGUCGUCGUCGAGAGCGGGACGCCGCGAUUGGCCGGGCGCUCGACGGCAUCUCAUUUCCACGCGCGACGUCGGUGCGCCAGCAUGCAGCCGAGUACGGGACGCCGGGCUCGACGGAUAUCCGCCUUUCAGCUGCCCUCGUCGUCUGGUCCCCCUGGUCGCUGGUCUCCUGGUCCCCUGGUCCCCUGGUCCCCUGGUCGCUGGUCCCCUGGUCCCCCUGGUCGCUGGUCCUCAAGUUCAAGGUCUCCCAGAAUAGGAUUGCCAGCGUGUAG
Punctularia strigosozonata HHB-11173 SS5 is the source of this 393-nucleotide messenger RNA. RefSeq lists its product as uncharacterized. Lineage: Eukaryota; Fungi; Basidiomycota; Agaricomycetes; Corticiales; Punctulariaceae. The transcript has 4 exons. The record is from RefSeq and is a predicted model, not a curated record. The coding region runs from base 1 to 393 and encodes 130 amino acids.